AAAAUCACAUGACAGCUGAAAUUACUCCAUCUUUAACGUCAACCAGCUACGGUCUGUCUGUUGAUUUUGUCUUUCAGUUUCAUUACAAGAAAAAUGCCAUUCUGCGGCCCAAAGUGUUCUCUGUGUUGCACAAUUGUGAGCGUGUGGGGAAUCGUUCAAUUGGUGCUGAUGGGUGUAUUCUUUUACACCCACAGUGUGGCCCUAGCUGAAGACUUGACACUUGAAGAGCAUUACAGUGAUCUGGAUACAUUUUACAAAGAUGUUAAUGCCAGCUAUGAACAAAAUGCAUACAACUGUUGGAUAGCUGCACUCAUUUACUUAGUUACGUUGUGUGUCUCUGUUCACCAAUUUUGGCUAAACAAUCGCGUUUCUUAUCAAGUUUAAAUUAUGGUUAACCCAUUUCUUGAGGAAGCUACUGGCCGCGCGGGAUUUACCAUUUUAUUAUAGCCUAAGUGUUGUAGAUCAUUGUCAUUUAACAUUCCUGUGUAAAUAUAUAAUGUCCGUCAAUUAAUAGACUUAUUCUUUGGGCCAGAA
Messenger RNA from Daphnia pulex (common water flea), 534 nucleotides. RefSeq names its product ribonuclease kappa-like. The coding region runs from base 94 to 384 and encodes 96 amino acids. Gene Ontology annotation, molecular function: RNA endonuclease activity. The transcript has 3 exons. NCBI's taxonomy places the organism in Eukaryota, Metazoa, Arthropoda, Branchiopoda, Diplostraca, Daphniidae. The record is from RefSeq and is a predicted model, not a curated record.